This is a messenger RNA of Hyposmocoma kahamanoa, 844 nucleotides long. RefSeq names its product protein takeout-like. The transcript has 6 exons. NCBI's taxonomy places the organism in Eukaryota, Metazoa, Arthropoda, Insecta, Lepidoptera, Cosmopterigidae. The record is from RefSeq and is a predicted model, not a curated record. The coding region runs from base 1 to 771 and encodes 256 amino acids.
AUGUAUAACCAGAAGACUUUCAACGAGCUGUGCGUCCUAUAUAAUGAGAUGGUUAGAGUGCUCUUGGGGCUGCCCAGAUACUGCAGUGCGUCUGUGGGUGGUUUCGUAUGUCCAAGAGAAGAAAAGGCACUGGGUCGCUGUCUACGAGAUGUUCUGAAUAAUUACAUCCCACACAUUGCAACAGGUUUACCCGAAUACGGCAUACCACCUUGUGAGCCGCUGCUAAUACCUUCUCUGACAGUGAAGCAGUCUGCAGGUCCCAUACACGUCACCUCAUCCUAUCAUGACGUCGUCGUUAAGGGACCUGCUAGUAUGAGAGUUAAAGACGUCAGAGUAAACGCCAAGAAACACCAGGUGGUAGCAAAGCUUUACAUCCCUGAGCUUCGAAUGAAGGGCAACUAUAAGGUCACAGGGCAGCUGCUGAUGCUGCCCAUUGAAGGUGACGGAAAGUUUUCCGCCAAGUACAGUGACAUCAACGCCAUAGUGACAAUCGUCCUAGGCAGACUACAUCGUGAACUGGCUCCGGAUGCCCUCGCUUGCGAGGACUUGGACGUGAAGUUCCACGUGGGUCAGGCUUCUAUGCAGUUGGAAAACUUAUUCGGAGGAAAUAACGAACUUGGCAACGCAAUGAAUAGAUUCCUAAACGAGAACUGGCAGAAGCUAGCGGAGGAACUUCAGACCCCAAUGGAAGAAGCGCUGCGGGAUUUCCUCAAACCAUUAGGGGACCACGCAUUCGCUACUUUGGACGCUGACGACAUUUUGAUAUCUUAAUCCCCAAUUCAAUUCAAAUAUUUGCAAAUUCUAUUGAUCUUACAUAGGUAACACACUUAUAGGUGACACUUUA